AUGAAAAGUCCAAAAAGCUCUCCGACGAGAAUAAUAAAACGAAACGAAAUAUUGCAACAAUGUCUGCAUCUCGAGAUAAAAAAAACUACUUAUACACUUCCACCUGUUCCACUACCAUUUCCUCCGCAAUUCAACACAACCGCUUUCGUAACAAAAUUGUCACGCAAGAAACUGGCUCGUUUCCCAAACGCAUUUAUUAUGUAUCGUAGCGAAUAUGUGCGCCACUUGAAGAAUAAUAACUAUCAUUUGUCAAUGACUGACUUGUCGUCCAUGAUUUCAUAUUCAUGGAGGAAGGAACCAGAAUACGUCAAAAAGGCAUACAGGGAUAUUUCUUCAGACGCUGAAAGACUAUAUGCGCAGACAACUUGUUUUCGAGUCAAUGAUGCGACAACUGCAGUCUCUAUCAAAAAAACAAAGCCGACUUUUAUUGCUACAAUAUCGAUGCAAGUACAAAAACCAACAACCAACAACUUUAUAAUUUCGAAAAAUCCUGUAUACGCUCCACGUACGCAACCUAUGACUUUACAAGCUUCCGAGUCCGCGUUACCUCCACCUCAAUCUUUUGUUCAAAAUAAUUAUUUCGAACCGAUAAAUUCAGUAUGUUUGCCAUUUGACAUACUGGAAAACAGAAUGGGAACAACUUUCGACAAUAGAAUGGUAAAUUGUUGCCGUUGUCUGGAAUGUGCGUGGAAACAACAACACGGUGGUAAUAUGACUGCCUCUGCUCCUCAAAAGACUGACGCAGUUGUACCUCAGUAUUCUUCUUCCAUCACUACCACCUCUCAUUUUGUUUUAAUUCAACCGUCUACCUUAUUCACUCACCAAACUACGUCUCAAUUUAGUCUUCCUUCUCCUCCAAUCUUUAAUCAUUAUGGUUCAACUUCAGGCCUAUCGUUAUCUUUGUCCACAACAACAUUUUCUAGCUCAAAAAAUGAAGGGAAGAUGCCUAUUUCGCGAAAAUAUAACCUAAAUCAUGGACUGGCUGACGGCCUGUUGUGA
Molecule: messenger RNA, 999 nt
Organism: Paraglomus brasilianum
Lineage: Eukaryota; Fungi; Glomeromycota; Glomeromycetes; Paraglomerales; Paraglomeraceae
Source: the annotation of a GenBank genome assembly